AGGUGGACAUCUUUCUAUUGUUGGCGGGCAGCUGUCGUGCAUGGUAUCAUCGUGUGCGUAGAAGGAAGAGGAGCGAGGCACCUUCGAUCCCGUGGGUCGUGGGCGUCCCUCCGGUCCAACGCACGCCGUACCUGCCACAACAGGAAAGCUUGUCCACGACCUUCCUUCCCUCGAUCAUAUCGGGCGUAGGCAUAGGGCGGAACGGGACGCGAUAGCUAGACAAUGGCCGUCGUGGCCACGAUCCGCCAGCGGCGUUGCUUCGUCCUGGUGCUCGGAACGGCCAUUGUCGUCGCCUUCUCCGCCUUAUUCGGCACGACGUCCGGCGCCGCGCUAGUGGGUGACUCGUGCAGAGCGUCAUCGUCCACCUCGGACGGAGGCGGCUGCGGCAAGGGGCUUCGUUGCACCACCUGCGUGCCUCCACCGGGGACGGGUCCGGCCGCGUGCGCGCGGACCACGCCCGUGGACCCAAAGACACACGGCACGGGUCUCCCCUUCAACAGGUACUCAUGGCUGACGACGCACAACUCGUUUGCGGUGGUAGGCACCAAGUCGCCGCUGGGGUCUGCCAUCAUCUCUCCGCCCAACCAGGAGGACUCGGUGACCGACCAGCUGAAGAACGGCGUGCGGGGCCUGAUGCUGGAUGCCUACGACUUCAACGACGCUGUGUGGUUCUGCCACUCCUUCCAUGGUCGUUGCCUGACCUUCACAGCCUACGUGCCGGCGCUGAGCGUGCUUACGGAGGUCCGGGUGUUCCUGGACGCCAACCCGUCCGAGGUGGUCACCGUCUUCCUCGAGGACUACGCGGCGCCAGGGUCACUCAGCAACACCUUCAAUGCCGCCGGACUGUCCAAGUACUGGUUCCCCGAGGCUCAAAUGCCUAGCCCUAGUAAGGGCGGCGGUGACUGGCCGCUGCUCAGGGACAUGAUCGCCGAUAACCACCGGCUCAUCGUGUUCACAUCCAAGAAAGGGAAGCAGGGGACGGAGGGGCUCGCGUACCAGUGGGACUACGUCGUGGAAACCCAAUACGGGAGCGAGGGCAUGGCGGAUGGCAGUUGCCCAAAGCGGACCGAGUCGAAGCCCAUGGACUCUAAGGCCCAGUCACUAGUGCUGCUGAACUUCUUCACCAGCAACCCGAGCCAAAGCUGGGCCUGCAGCAACAACUCCGCGCCGCUCAUCAGCAGGCUUAACGCCUGCUACCACGCCUCCGCCAAACGAUGGCCAAACUACAUCGCCGUCGAUUUCUACAUGAGGAGCAACGGCGGCGGAGCUCCCCUGGCCACCGACAUCGCCAAUGGCCGCCUCCAGUGUGGCCACGACAACAUCGCACACUGCAAGAUUUCUUCUGCAUCGGCACCGGCACCCGCUUCGGCUUCUUCACCGGCACCCGCUUCAGCCUCUUCACCGUCUCCUGCCCCGGCACCGGAUUUUGCCGCCACUUCUCCCGCCAUCUCAUCGUCUCCUGGGCCGGCGCCUGGGCCUCUUAAUAGCUACUACUAGUAGUUAAAAGGCGGACGCGACAAAUAUAUGCUGGCUUUGAAAAUAAAAUCAAAUAGUUGAUCUUUGACACAAGAUCGACAAGAGCACAAGAAACUCAAUGACACUCUUCUCCAAUGUCUCUCUCAAGGCACUAUUCUCUAGUUGAUCAUUUUCUUAAUUGUGGCACUUGAAGGAUCUCUGUUGCUUUAAGUGUGACUUAGAAUGGAAGCUAUUGCUCUUGCAACGAAUAUGAGUACUUGUGUUGCUUGAAUCACUUGGAUGUCAUUGAAUGGAAGUUCUUGCUCUUGCAACGAAUAUGAGUGCUUGUGUUGCUUGAAUCACUUGGAUGUCAUUGAAUGGAGGUGGUUGGAGUGGUAUUUAUAACCACCACCUAGUUGUUA
This is a messenger RNA of Zea mays, 1877 nucleotides long. RefSeq lists its product as uncharacterized. Gene Ontology annotation, molecular function: phosphoric diester hydrolase activity. Bases 223 to 1497 code for a protein of 424 amino acids. The record is from RefSeq and is a predicted model, not a curated record. Gene Ontology annotation, biological process: lipid metabolic process. The transcript is spliced from 4 exons. Lineage: Eukaryota; Viridiplantae; Streptophyta; Magnoliopsida; Poales; Poaceae.